Messenger RNA from Gavia stellata (red-throated loon), 4189 nucleotides. Its product is annotated as tropomodulin-3. Lineage: Eukaryota; Metazoa; Chordata; Aves; Gaviiformes; Gaviidae. Bases 82 to 1137 code for a protein of 351 amino acids. The record is from RefSeq and is a predicted model, not a curated record. Gene Ontology annotation, biological process: pointed-end actin filament capping; muscle contraction; myofibril assembly. Gene Ontology annotation, molecular function: tropomyosin binding. Gene Ontology annotation, cellular component: myofibril; striated muscle thin filament. The transcript is spliced from 10 exons.
UGGGUCGCUGCCGCCGCCCGGAUCUGGUUAAGAAUAAGACUUGGGUUUGAAGUGUUUGAGCAACUUGCUACUGCCCAAGUCAUGACACUCCCAUUUCGAAAGGACUUGGACAAGUACAAAGAUCUCGAUGAGGACGAAAUUCUUGGCAAACUUUCGGAAGAAGAACUGAAACAACUGGAAACUGUUUUGGAUGAUCUUGACCCUGAGAACGCGCUUCUGCCUGCAGGCUUCCGACAGAAAGACCAGACUGCUAAAAAGGCUUCAGGUCCCUUCGACAGGGAGCGACUCCUUGCAUAUUUGGAGAAGCAGGCUCUUGAGCACAAAGACAGGGAAGACUAUGUGCCUUUUACAAGAGAAAAGAAAGGGAAAAUAUUUAUCCCCAAGCAAAAGCCUGUACAGUCUUAUACAGAAGAAAAAUUCUCUCUUGAUCCAGAACUGGAGGAAGCCUUGACCAGUGCCACAGACACAGAAUUAGGUGACCUUGCAGCUAUACUGGGAAUGUCCAACUUGAUAACAAACAAUCAGUUCUGUGAUGUAGUAGGAAGCAGUAAUGGGGUUGACAAAGACAGCUUCUCAAAUAUAGUAAAAGGUGAAAAAAUGUUGCCUGUUUUUGAUGAACCGCCAAAUCCCACAAAUGUGGAGGAGACACUGCAAAGGAUUAAAGAUAAUGAUUCUCGUCUUGUUGAAGUUAAUCUAAAUAACAUUAAGAACAUACCAAUUCCAACGCUGAAAGAAUUUGCAAAAGCCUUAGAAACCAACACAUAUGUGAAGAAUUUUAGCCUUGCAGCCACCCGAAGCAAUGAUCCUGUUGCUGUUGCUCUUGCAGAUAUGCUGAGAGUAAACACAAAAUUAAGAAGUUUAAACAUAGAAUCAAACUUCAUCACUGGAGCUGGAAUUUUGGCACUGGUCGACGCGCUGAAAGACAAUGAAACAUUGACAGAGAUCAAAAUUGAUAAUCAGAGGCAGCAGCUGGGCACAGUUGCAGAAGUAGAAAUUGCAAAGAUGCUUGAAGAAAACACCAAGAUCCUCAAAUUUGGAUACCAUUUCACACAACAGGGACCUCGAGCCAGGGCAGCUGCAGCUAUCACAAAAAAUAAUGAUUUGGUUCGUAAGAGAAGGGUUGAAGGAGACAACUAGUAGAUCUUGUUGUCAAAACCAUGUGGAGAUUUCAAGGGUCGUCAAGGCACGCUCAUUACCGUGGGCUUUGGCAAUCUUGGACUACAUUUACCUGGGUUAGAAGGGAAAAGACUGGAAACCUCAUUCCUUUUAAAGCAAAGCUAUAUUAAUAAUCUGCUGGUAUGCAUCACAUUUUUCAGAUUGAGACACAGUAACUGCACCAGUCUCUGUACCAUAGUUUUCGAUUGUUUUUAAGAACUUUUUUGUAUUUCAAGACUUCGGCUGUGCUUUCUACUAAAAAUGUAAUUGCCAAUCAAUGGUAUAAUUGUCUGUAGUCAAAGAAUGGGACAUUCAAAAUCAUUGGGCAGAUAAUGACCCAACUGAAAUAUUUGUUAGAAAAUCUGGGGUUGCUUAUUUACAUGGAGGGGUGUGUAUAUUCUUGAAAACAAUGCAUUAGUGAUAAGGGAUUCUUCACACAACAGUUGGACUCAUUGUAUAGAGCUGCUCAGCCUUGUUCAUAUGCACUGAAGAGAAAGUUUUCGCAGCUAUCUUAUUUGUAAUUAUUUUUUACUUUUGAUUCGUUCUUCAUACUGUGAUUAAGUUUAAAGACAUCCCUGUAAACCAAACAAAAAUAAAUUGGCUAAGAACUUCUCCCAAGAGAUUUGAGGGACUAAUAAAAAAGUGGAAGCCUUGCAAAAUGACAGUUUUUCUAUUACAUCUAAAUCCUUAAAGUCUUUUUCAAAAUGUCCCAUAACUGUAUCUUGCUCUGUAUCUAAACUGGAUAUGUUUUAAGACUGAUUUCAUGUGUUCAUCAGCAUUAUUUAGUUUAUAUUCUUCAUUUAAAAAUCCUUAUCUACAUUCAUAAGUAUCUUUCUCUAGAAGUAGUGGACAUGCAUUUGUUAAAUUCUGCAUAAUUCUGUACAGGCGAAGCAGCCUUAACUGUAAAACCACUGUCCUUAAUUUGCUGGCAAACAGAAAAAAUCCUUUUUUUUCAAGCUGUUGCAUUAAGCUAUUAGUACUUCAUGUAAAUCUAUCAUUUUUUAAUAAAGCAGUGAAGUAACACUUCUAAGAAAGGAUUUUUCUAUUCUACUUAUGUAUCGAUGUUGAAACACUACAUAAGACAAGCAGAAAUUAACCAAUAUGCAGUGUCAAAUCUGUAUGGUGUAGUAAUUAUUAAAGUAUUUAAAGUUCUAUAUCUAAGCAAACUAAUAAGGUGACAAGAAUCACUUCAACUUCUGUACAUAAUCACAGUAGACUUCUCUGAAAUAAUAUGAAAAUCUAGAGGCUUUUUGGUGUAGGUCUGUUUGGACUGUACUGUACUAGUUUGCUCCAUGUUGUCAUGAGGUCAUAAACUCUCAAAAAUGUUCUAAAGGACUGCUCGGCUAUAUUUAUAGCAACAGAGAAGCCAACUGACAACUCUUUUCAUCAAAGGAUCAUAAUAUGGUGAGCAUUUUAUGCAUAGAAGACAUAUUGGACUGAUAUUUUUGCAUCAGGUUCUAUAUACUAUAAAAACUUAACAGAGCAACUCUCUGACACUGUUCCCAUGUUGUAAUUUGCUGCAAAUCUUGUUUUGGAUCUUUAAAGACAGACUUUGUUCUGGAGGUGACUUUGAAUUUCACUGCAACUGUACAGAGAAUUUUAAACUUAUAGUGCCUUCAGUGAAGAUGUAUAUAACUGGUUUAUACUUGUGGAGAACAUUUUUUUUUUUCCUGUUUCAAAAUCAGCCUUUUAUUAUAGUUACAAAUAAAUGUGUGCUCUGAAAAGCAAGUCGGAAUGACUUCUGUUAAAACCAAAGACUAUACAUACUAUAACUUUGAAACAACUAGAAGUAACCUGGCUAGUAACAAAAAGGGCUUCUUUUGGUUUUGGCUUUUGUAAGUUUUCAAGAACUUUUAGAUUUUGAAAUUUACAUUAUUACAUAGUAUGCAUAAAGUCACAAGUUAAGUGUCUUUUUACAGACAGUGCUGUAUAAACAUGGCCAAAGCAUGUCAUGUGCUGAGUUGCCUAAAGCUGUACUUUACUUUUUAUUUGCUAGGCACCAUAAUAAUUUUAUGUCAAAAAACCAGGCUGUAAUAUCUUCCUUCAUUUGUUGAAGGGCUGCGUGUUCCUGGGAAUCUGUUCACGUAUUGUGAUUCUAUGAUGAUUUAUUUUAUCAUUAUCUAACAAGAUUAGGCCGUUAUCUCCUACUUGAAGAUGGAGAAAAAUGAAAGGCUGGAUUAUGGAAAUGAUAGCCCAAAUCCCUUCCUUACUUUAUUAAAUCAAGUUUAGCUGCUUAAUGGUUUAUAUUCCAAUCAAAUGCAGGGGCUUUAAGCUGCAACUCUCAGGUGUCCUGUCACAGAUGAUAGUAGUGGACCUUAAUGAUUGGUUUAGCUCUGUAGGCAGCAGCUAAACUAAGUAUUUGACUGCUUGUUGGCACUUUCAGGAUAGAUAUCUGACAGGCUGGGCAUAGAAAGCUAGUUCUUUUCAACCAGAAGGGUUUGGCCCUCCAAAUUGUUGCAAGACAUUUGGCAUGGUGCAUGGAACAGUUACAAUAAUCACUUUUGUGCCUACGAUGUGUAUCCUUUUUGGAAUAAAUGAAGGAAUUCAGUCUGUAGCCAAGAAUCAUAAACAAUCUCAACAAGCAAAGUGAACACUGAUGUAGUGCUAUCAAGCGUAGUGAGAUUUUUGUGUAUGACUUUGUUAUUUUUGAGUGCAAAAGUGGUAUUACUUUGAUAACAAGCUACUACAAACACAAGGUCUUUCCAAAAGAGGUGAUACUUUUUUCUUCUUAAUUAUUUUUCAGGCUUAAUGCAGAAGUCAAAUGACCACAUACAUUGAGUCUGCUGGUUCCAAGCUAAGCAUGGAAACAUAGCCUAUAUUCCAAAGCAAUUAGCUAUUUACUGUUGUGUCUUAAAGAAACAGCCUCAUUCUCUCUACAGCUUGAGUAAUACUGUUUGUAAGCUACAAACGAGCAAGUGUUCAAUUUAAAUUUCCAUUGAGGAAACAUGAAUUGAGUGUUUUCGCGUAUCAGCACUAUAUGCUGUCAGAUUGUAAACCAGUAAAAGUUUUGGAUGAUUAAAGUACUGUAUUCUUU